UUAAAUAAUAAAAGUAUGUUUAUAAAAUAAACGAAUAAGUAAAUAAACGAAAUGAAUGAAAAGCCUAUCAACUAAUUGGGUGGUGUCGAAGACGAUCGCAUACUGAAAGGAGGGAAAGCAGGAAAGUUUGGUUGAAAUAGCGUGGGAACUUCAUUCAUCUUACAGAUGGAUAAUGAUAACGAUUUCACUUUUUGCCAGGUUGGCUCGCCUGGCAACCAGGAUGGUCUUGAGACAAAGAAGCUCACUUUAGAUAUAGAAAAUAUUGCCAUAAAAGACGGAUUGUCAAAUGGCAUUAAUAGUAAUCAGAAUAGAGGUUUUCUGUGGCAAAGUGGAUUGCCAUUAGGUGCCACUUCUGAAAAGCAGGAAACAGUUGGUUCUCUUUCUGUCAGUGUUAUUGAUGCGUCAUCCACGAACCGAAAAUCUGAAUUACCAAAACAACCAUCGUCAGGAGGUGCUGGGAAGUCAGUGAAGCCUGUACCUCGUGCCAAAGUUCCUUUUGAGAAGGGGUAUAGCCAAAUGGAUUGGCUCAAGCUUACUCGAACACAUCCUGACCUUGCAGGUUUAAAGGGACAGUCAAAUAAGAGGCUGAUUUCAAUAAAUGAAGUUAAACAACACCAAAAAGGGGAUUCAAUGUGGACUGUUCUAAAAGGUCGUGUGUACAAUUUGUCUCCUUACAUGAGAUUUCACCCUGGAGGUGUUGAUAUGCUAAAGAAGGCGGUAGGAAAAGACUGUACAUCUUUAUUCAAUAAAUACCAUGCUUGGGUGAAUGCAGAAUUUUUACUUGAGAAGUGUCUUGUUGGUACUCUAGACGAUGGCGAAGGGCAACAUUCCAAUCAUUAGAAAUUUUAGGCCAGUUCAUCAUACAGGCAGAUUGGUACAGCAAUUUAUUUUUCAAUUCAAAUUUUAUCAAGCGAACAUCAUAUUAUCAUACCGGAAAAUAAUACAUUUUUACGUUAGAACUAGACUUUCUCAUUCAUUGUUGUACCAUGUUGUCAAAUUCAGAUUCUGUUGUAUAUUAUUAUUUUCAUAAUAA
Prunus avium (sweet cherry) is the source of this 1033-nucleotide messenger RNA. It is a transcript of the gene RLF, whose product is annotated as reduced lateral root formation. Lineage: Eukaryota; Viridiplantae; Streptophyta; Magnoliopsida; Rosales; Rosaceae. The record is from RefSeq and is a predicted model, not a curated record. Gene Ontology annotation, molecular function: cytochrome-b5 reductase activity, acting on NAD(P)H; heme binding. Gene Ontology annotation, cellular component: cytoplasm.